AUGGAAGUUGGUAGGCUUGUGGAGGUCAAAAGCAAGUUUGAUGCUGAAUUUCGACGCUUCAGUUUUCUGGUAGAAGAUUCACUACAAUAUAGUGCUUUUUAUUCCCUACUUGAGAGGAUACAUAUGCUUUUCAACAUCCCGUUUGUUAUCCAGUAUGUAGAACCGAAGAAUUCAGACUUAUUACCUAUCAGCAACAACAAAAAUUUCGAAGUGGCUGUUAAUUCCUCGAAGUCUCUACUAAGAGUUUUACUGCAAAGAAAGGGUGAGAGUUAUGGAGAGCUAUACGGUUACAAAACUACUAAACACAGUCUUAUCCAUCGGGGUGCAGCUAAUACUCUUCGCAAUUUCGGUAGUAGUGGCAAACAUCGUCGAUCUGAAAAGCCUGUUAUUAGUGUGCUCAGUGAUUUUCACUUGGUGUCAUCAAUACUCGAUGUUGAUAUCAUACCGUGGACUUUAAGAAGAGUUCAUCUUGUCCGAACCCCAGGCAAACAAUUCGGUCUACAUAUCCGUACAGGUGCAAUUCAAUACUACACGAAAAAUGGCUAUGAAACAGUCCCAGCGUUUUUUAUCUCUCGUCUAACAGAAGAUGGUAUCGCCUACAAUACAGGCCUGUUAGCUGUCAAUGAUGAAAUCAUUGAAGUCAAUGGGAUUGAAGUCUACGGGAAGUCAUUGGACCAGGUGAAUGAUAUGAUGGUGGCAAACAGUUCGAAUUUAAUAAUCACCAUACGACCAGCAGAUCAAAGUAUGUGCCUACCUCCACGGGAGAUUUCACGUUCACGAUUUUCACCACAAAAUUCUGAUCUGUUGUAUGGUCCACGGAAAAAUAUCUCUCAGACUGAACGUCGUAAUACAGCGUCAUCAGCAUCAGCCUUAGUUACUUAUUCACAGUCUCCAGCACAACAACAAGCCGCCGCCGCUGCCUCACGUUCGUCAGGACGAAAUACUCCAACUACUACUACUAGUGUGACUAUUGAUGGUCAAUUCUCCAGGAUGGGAUUACAUAAUGGUGCUAGUAAUAAUAGUAGUAAUAAUAAUAAUGGUGUUGAGUCCACGAUACAAAUUAAUGAAGAUAUUGGCAGUGAUGACGAUAUGAACGUCGGUUUAAUUACCAUCUAAUCCAUCCCUCUUUUUUUUUCAAUCCAAUCGAAUCCAAUCCCCAUUAACAUUCCUUAAGUGUUUUUUUUUAAUUUCCAUUUUUUUGGGGGGGGGGGUGAUGGUGGUGAUGAUGAAUGAAACUCGU
Messenger RNA from Trichobilharzia szidati, 1240 nucleotides. The record is from the annotation of a GenBank genome assembly. NCBI's taxonomy places the organism in Eukaryota, Metazoa, Platyhelminthes, Trematoda, Strigeidida, Schistosomatidae.